UUAAAAAGUCCCAGGGUGCAAUGCCUCCAAGUAAGAGGCUGUAAACGAUUGGGGUUUAGAGGUUAUCCAAAGCAAAAAGGCACUAACUGGAUGAAAGAGAUGUGGAGGUUCACUGGGGCAACUGGGGAGCCGUGUACACUGAGAAAGCAGCUAGAGUGGGUGGAGGGGGAACUCUUUGAAGGGUCACGUUUGAAUUGGUGAUUUGGGGGAGCAUUAUCAUUGGAGUUUUAUUGAUAACAGAUACUAUCAUCAGGGUGUGGACACAGGCUAUAGCAAUUGAGAAGGUGGUAGAUAAAUAGGAGUUACUGGGCAUUCCAGAGAUUGUCCCACUGCUCAUUGCCCUUUCUGCUCCCUCCACCAGGCAGGUAUGUCCCUACUUUUUGUAGUAGGCUGCUUUUUCUUCCCAAUGUCUUUUGCCAUCCUUUGCUGGAGCCUGCAGAAGCUUUCCGGUCUGCAAAUGGAGAAAAAGGAGGCUGUCUUAGUGGCAUCCAAGUUAGUAUCCUCAGUCCAAGCUAUCAUGGCCUCCACAGCUGGCUACAUCGUCUCCACUUCCUGCAAACAUAUCAUUGAUGACCAACACUGGUUAUCUUCAGCCUAUACUCAGUUUGCUGUGCCCUACUUCAUCUACGACAUCUAUGCCAUGUUCCUGUGUCACUGGCACAAGCACCAGGUCAAAGGUCAUGGAAGGGAUGAGGGGGGGGCUGGCCCCCCAGGAAAUACUUGGGCUGUGGCCCGUGGCUACCUGCACAAGGAAUUCCUCAUGGUGCUGCACCAUGCAGUCAUGGUGCUGGUCUGCUUUCCACUAUCAGUGGUAUGGCGCCAAGGCAAGGGGGACUUUUUUCUGGGCUGCAUGUUGAUGGCUGAAGUCAGCACACCCUUUGUCUGCCUGGGCAAGAUCCUCAUCCAGUACAAGCAGCAGCACACCCUGCUGCACAAAGUCAAUGGGACCCUGAUGUUGCUGAGCUUCCUGUGCUGUCGAGUGCUGCUCUUCCCCUACCUGUACUGGGCCUAUGGGCAGCAUGCAGGCCUGUCCCUGCUCUCUGUGCCCCUCAACAUCCCCGUCCAUGUCAACCUGGGGGCCGCCCUGCUGCUCGCUCCACAGCUCUACUGGUUCUUCCUCAUCUGCCGGGGAGCAUGUCGCCUCUUCAGGCCUCGGGGUCCUGCCCCUCCAGCCCCACGGCAGCCCCCAGGGCUGCACGAUGGGCCCCGGGACUAAGGGGAUAGGGUGGGUGGGGGCCCCCAUUCCCUCCAGGAAUUGGGCUCUGGGACUGAUGGGUAGGGAUGGGGACCAGGGAUAUCUCCAGUGGUCCUAGGCCUGGAGGAUGGGAAUGGAGAAAUUAGGGGACAAACUUCUCCCUGCAAUAUGAUAAAAGGAUGGAACAGGGACCAGGCUUGUAGGGAACAGCUACAUCUCUUGUCCCCAUGGUCCCUGGGGCUGAGAGAAAGUGGAUUUAGAAUGGCUAAUACUCUCUUUUGUGUAGGGCCUAGGAAAGUGGAAAUUAGGAGGCACCCUCCUGCUUAUAUAACCCCAGGGAUAUGCUUUUUUCCAACUGUAAUCUGCAGGGGGUCUAGAGGAGGGAAAUGAAAGAGGAGGUUACCCUAUCCUACAUCAAUUUAGGGUAAGAUGGAUUAGGGGGGAGACUUAACAGCAAUCAUAGAGGAUCAAGGAGUAAAAGUAAGGGAAGACCCUCUCCUUUUUGCCAAGGACACACCUAUUUCCCUUCCCCAAAUGCUGUAGUCUAGGGGAAGGAGGCUCCUAACCUCAUGCAUCCCUCUGGGUGGGAGAGGUACCCUCUAACCUCUUUAUGCCUCACCAGGGGAUUGGUUGGCUACCCCUUAGAGCUAGCUCCUCUCCAACACAGGCAGCCCAGCAUCUUUCCAGACCCUUAGGGAUUUUCUUUAUUUCCCCAGGUUUGUAUUAGUUUCUGAUGGGGAGGCAGACAUUUACAUGUCACACACUAGCGCCUGGCCUAGCCUCUGCAGCGCUGAGUGCCCCACAUGGGGGAAGCUGGAGGAGGGGCUCUUGUGCUCAUUCCUUCAAGCUAUAUGAACUUGGCCUUCUUGCCCUCUCCCACCUGUCCCUGGUGCUACAGACCUCUUGAGGCUUCCUCCAGAUCCAGGAGCAGGGGGAACCCUGGGAGGCGCUAUAUAAAGACCGCUAAUAAAGAUGAGAUCAGCGUGAAUGCCA
Molecule: messenger RNA, 2188 nt
Organism: Gracilinanus agilis (Agile Gracile Mouse Opossum)
Lineage: Eukaryota; Metazoa; Chordata; Mammalia; Didelphimorphia; Didelphidae
Gene: TLCD3B
Product: TLC domain containing 3B
Exons: 5
Coding region: 368-1216 (282 amino acids)
Biological process (GO): ceramide biosynthetic process; lipid homeostasis
Cellular component (GO): membrane; endoplasmic reticulum
Molecular function (GO): sphingosine N-acyltransferase activity
Source: RefSeq, a predicted model, not a curated record